Trichosporon asahii var. asahii CBS 2479 is the source of this 1026-nucleotide messenger RNA. RefSeq lists its product as uncharacterized. Gene Ontology annotation, molecular function: protein binding. The coding region runs from base 1 to 1026 and encodes 341 amino acids. Lineage: Eukaryota; Fungi; Basidiomycota; Tremellomycetes; Trichosporonales; Trichosporonaceae. Gene Ontology annotation, cellular component: peroxisomal matrix; cytosol. Gene Ontology annotation, biological process: protein import into peroxisome matrix. The record is from RefSeq and is a predicted model, not a curated record. The transcript has 3 exons.
AUGGCGCUCCCGCACACCGUGCCCCCGAUGGGGCGUGUGCGUACACCGGGCUUCGCGCACCACUCGCUCGCCUUCUCGCCCUUCUAUGACGGCAAGUUCGCCCUCGCGUCUGGCGCCAACUUCGGUCUCGUCGGUAAUGGGCGAGUCGAAAUCUGCUCGCUUGGAGGACCUGGUGGCGGUAUCACGAUAGAGCGUGGGUUCGAUACGCAGGACUCGGUCUAUGACGUUGCGUGGAACGAGGCGCAUGAGCAACCUGUUCUUUGCAAGCUGACUGCCAGAAACCAAGUCCUCGCGGCGUGUGGUAACGGCUCCAUCCGGCUGUUCGACAUUACUCUGCAAGGGCUGCCAGUGCAGGCCUGGCACGAGCACCACGCGGAGGUCGUGUGCGCCGACUGGAGCAACAUCGAGAAGCGCAUGUUCGCGACGGCGAGCUGGGACGGAGUGGCCAAGGUGGUGAAAGCUGACCCACAGUGGCUGACAGACCGAACGAUUGCGCUGGUGACCCUCCCCCGACUCCCGACACAGCUCUACGCCAGCUUGUGGUCUCCACACACGAACCAGCUCCUCACCGUCGGUCAAGACCCAACAGUACGCAUUUACGACAUCCGCAGUCCUCAGCAGGCGGUGCAGUCCUUCCUCGCAUGUCCCAUCCCGGGGGCGGACGUCCUCUCAGCAGACUGGAACAAGUACAAGCCCGGCCUGAUCGCGACGGCGGGCAAGGACCGGGUUGUGCGUGUCUGGGACUUGCGGAAUACGAACCAGCCCGUCGCCGAGCUGGGGCGGCAUGGCGGCGGGCACUCGCUCGCGGUGCGCAAGGUGCAGUGGAGCCCGCACCAUGCCGAUGUGCUCGCUUCUUGCGGAUACGAUAUGAGCACGCGGGUGUGGGACGCGCAGCAGCAGCGCGCGAUCGCUACCAUGGGAGACCACACCGAGUUCUGCAUGGCUCUCGGAUGGGCGCUGUUCGAGGAGGGCGUGCUCGCCACAGCAGGCUGGGACCAGUACGUCAACGUGUACAAGCCGCUGUGA